AGAAUCUAGUUAUUCCCCCUCCGAAUUUCAUCCACAACGUAUUUAUUUGGGUACAUUAUAUUAUAUAUUAUCUUUACAACCGCACAGGGCAACGAUGAGUCUAAGGGAUCUCAAUCUGACUAAGGAGCAGAUGCUAAAGCUUCAGCAGUUACUGGCAGAGGAAAUAAAGGACGAAAGCCAGCAGGAUCAGAAGGAGCCAUCGAAGGAAAGGGGCAUAGCCAAGGCUCUGGAUAAUGUGCAAGUCUAUGUGGAGGCUGGUAAGACGGAGGCUUUUGUCCAGCUAAAGCAACCGAAAUUACACAAAUUUGAGAUUACAUCAAAUGCAGUGGCCUCUGGAGCUUCGGAAUCGAAUACGUUCCAGCGCGCAGACGCCAAGGAAAUUGAUCGCUGGAAAUCGGACAAUGUGAUCAAGUUCGAUUGCAUUUCAGACGAGUACCGCGAGCAAUUAGGCCAAAUUCAAACCGACGAAAGUACUGGCGAAACGUACAUGCUCGUGCCCAUGGAUAUAAACAUACUCAUCGACCAGACCGAACUAACUCCUGAGGCUUCCACAAAGCGGAUCACCGAAGAGGAAGCCUACAAGCUGGCGGAGGAAGCUGGACACACCAUCUAUAUGCACCACAAACACGAGGGGCAUCCUUGCAAGCUGCCGCAGGCUGGUCUGAAUCUGAAUCCUCAAGCUAAUCAGGCCAACUACGACUACCACGUGCACACUUUCGAGGUGCCCAGAUUGAGUUUUCCCUUUGAACUGAAGUUUGGCCCUGAUGAGGAGGCUGGAAAAGUGCUUAAAUCAGACGAGGUCCCGGAAGAUCCAGAUCAUGAUGCGGAUGUGGAAGUGCGGGCAGCUACCAAGCUUCAAGAUUUAAAGGAAUAAGGGCAUCUUGCUCAUCAACGUCAUUAAGGAAACCAUUUAGAGCAACAAAAUUACUAACUAAUUUUCCAAGUUUGGUCCCUCUCUUAGACUAAAUCUUGUCUUAAAUAUUAAAUAUUUGAUUAAA
Messenger RNA from Drosophila erecta, 998 nucleotides. RefSeq lists its product as uncharacterized. Lineage: Eukaryota; Metazoa; Arthropoda; Insecta; Diptera; Drosophilidae. Bases 95 to 874 code for a protein of 259 amino acids. The record is from RefSeq and is a predicted model, not a curated record. The transcript has a single exon.